This is a messenger RNA of Megalobrama amblycephala (Wuchang bream), 1477 nucleotides long. RefSeq names its product histone H2B. Bases 560 to 934 code for a protein of 124 amino acids. The record is from RefSeq and is a predicted model, not a curated record. The transcript has a single exon. Gene Ontology annotation, cellular component: nucleosome. NCBI's taxonomy places the organism in Eukaryota, Metazoa, Chordata, Actinopteri, Cypriniformes, Xenocyprididae. Gene Ontology annotation, molecular function: protein heterodimerization activity; DNA binding; structural constituent of chromatin.
AUGGUGCACUAAGACCUUUUGUCUUAGUGGUGUAAUUAAAUUUAAAUAGUUUUACGUAAUUAAAGGCAAAUGAAAAUGCAGAAAACAUUAAUGGAAAUUUAGUUUGCACAAAUGGGCUUUUAUUUACUAGCAAUACUUUCAUGAAUCAGUAAUCCCAAACAAAAACUGCUUUUAAAGAGUGUUUGACCUUUAAUGGUCUCUUAUUCUCCAAAACUCCCUCAAUGGGUUAUAAACUUAUGGGAUGAUUUACAAUAUUUGUCUAGAACCAAUUAUUUUCUCUAACUAAUAAUAAUAAAAAGAGCGGAAACGAAACAAAGGAAACAGUCAGGGUGUAGUUCAAACUUUGAGCGGUUGGCGGCGGCGCAUGUGAUUGGCUCUUAUUCCGCUCGUGAUGCUUUGAGUUGUCCAAUGAAAUACGAGUUUAUGGGUUUGGCCUAUUAAAAGAAGCAAUUAGAUAGGUUCCGUAUGUCUUUGAAAAUUAGCAUAGGACAGUGAAUAAAUGCCUCUGUAUCGGUUCUGACUACACAUUGCUUUGUGAAGUUUGUGUUCAAAAAGCGUUAUGCCUGAACCAGCAAAGUCCGCGCCUAAGAAGGGCUCCAAGAAGGCCGUCACGAAGACCGCCGGUAAGGGAGGAAAGAAGCGCAAGAGGUCCAGGAAGGAGAGCUACGCUAUCUAUGUCUACAAAGUCCUGAAGCAGGUUCAUCCUGACACCGGCAUCUCUUCCAAGGCGAUGGGCAUCAUGAACUCUUUCGUCAACGACAUCUUCGAGCGCAUCGCCGGUGAGUCGUCUCGUCUCGCUCACUACAACAAGCGCUCCACCAUCACUUCUAGAGAGAUCCAGACCGCUGUGCGUCUGCUGCUGCCCGGAGAGCUGGCCAAACACGCCGUGUCCGAGGGCACCAAGGCCGUCACCAAGUACACCAGCUCCAAGUAGAGAUUCAACCGAGACUCAGCGACCCAAAGGUUCUUUUAAGAGCCACCUAUUUUCUCGUUAAAGAGCUUAAAUUGUAGAGUAUUGCAAAGUAAUUGUUAACCCAUUGUGCCUAAAUGUUUCUGAAUGUUGAAUUUGUUUCAUGCAUAUAGUCCUGUUAAUAGUGUUCUAUGUGUUUAACUGAAAAUAACUGCUUUCAACAGAUGAAAGUUGAAGAACGUUUGAUGUGAACACACAAAAGUUGCAUCUAGCUUAUUUUUCGAAUAAUGAAAACACAACAAACAACAUCCGUUGAAGUGGUGGGGCAUAUGCAGAACAAAGUGCAGACAUUAAAAUGCUCCAACAGGGCACUGUAAAUCAAAAAGUUAAAUUACAUUGUUCAUUAGAAACAAUUACGUCUAUAUGUGACCCCGGACCACAAACCCAGUUAUAAGUCGCACGGGUAUAUUUGUAGCAAUAGCCAACAAUACAUUGUAUGUGUAAAAUUGUUGAUUGUUUUUCUUUAAUGACAAAAAUCAUUAGGAUAUUAAGUAAAGGUGUUCCAUU